AUGAGUGUGCCUGAUGAAAAGAGAGUACACGGCUCCGAUGCCAGUGACCAAUACAACUCGGAAGACAAGAGCUACAGUGAAGAUAAUGUUGCUCCUGCUCCAAACUACACCAAUUUGGCAGCACACUCUACUGCCAAGUCGUUUGGUAUUAGAAAGGCAGAGAUUAUGGCAGACCAAAUGAGCGGAUUCAUUCCCAAAGCAAUUUUCUAUUUCUGUGCCUUUUGUUGUUCGUAUUGUUAUGCUUUGGAUGGAACACUUCGGUCCACCUUCCAGACAUACGCCACAUCUUCCUACUCCAACCAUUCUCUCUUCACCACUGUCAAUGUUAUCAGAUCAGUCAUGGCUGCUGCUUCUCAGCCCGCAUAUGCUCGUUUGUCGGAUAUUUUUGGUCGUUUAGAACUUUUCAUUGUGUCCAUAAUUUUUUACGCUGUUGGAACAGUGAUUGAGUCGCAGGCUUUUGAUGUUCAGCGUUUCGCUGGAGGCGCUGUAUUGUACCAGUUGGGUUACUCCGGUGUUCAGUUGAUUUUGGAAGUUUCCUUGUCCGAUAUGUCUACCAUGAACUGGAGAUUGUUUGCCUCUUUUGUCCCAGCUCUCCCAUUCAUCAUCAAUACGUGGAUCAGUGGUAAUGCCAGUUCCGAAUUGUUGGCACACCACUCUUGGAGUUACUCUAUCGGAAUCUGGGCUUUUAUCUUCCCCUUGGCUAGUGUACCUCUUCUUGCCUGUUUUAUUUAUAUGAGAUUCAAGGCAGGCCGUACUCCUGAAUGGGCUGCCAUUAGACAAGAGGAGAAAGAAGCUUAUAAAGGAGCCAAGCAUUUCUUUAUUGAUCUCUUUUGGAGAAUUGAUUUGAUUGGCAUUCUUUUCAUUAUUUGUGUUUUCGGUUUUAUUCUUGUUCCUUUCACCAUUGCUGGUGGUGUUCACACUAAAUGGCAAAGAGGCUCAACAAUUGCCCCUCUCGUCAUUGGUUUCGUUUUGAUCCCAUUCUUCGUCUACUGGGAAUACAAGGUGGCUAAGUACCCUAUUGUUCCUUAUCCCCUUUUGAAAGAUCGUGGUGUAUGGUCUGCACUUAUUAUUGCCUGCUUGGUGAAUUUCAUUUGGUAUAUGCCAAAUGACUUCAUGUACACGGUUUUGAUUGUUGGAAUGAGAGCAUCUAUCAAAGCAGCUACUCGUAUCACUUCCUUGUAUUCGUUUGUUUCAGUCAUUACCGGUCCAUUGUUGGGUCUUGUGAUUGUUCGUGUCAAGAGAACAAAACCUUUUAUUAUUUUCGGUUGUACCACUUGGAUGGUUGCGAUGGGUAUCCUCUACCACUUCAGAGGAGACAACGAUGGUGUAAAUUCACAAAAAUACCUCAAUGGUGUUAUUGGAGGCUUAUGUUUGAUGGGUUUUGGUGCUGGUUUCUUCACCUACACCACUCAGGUUUCCAUCCAAACUUGUACAAACCAUGAGUACAUGGCCGUUGUUCUUUCGCUUUACUUGGCAGCAUACAAUGUUGGCUCUGCCAUGGGUACUUCUGUUUCUGGAGUCAUUUGGAACCAACUCAUGUACAAAGCCAUGGUGAAAAACAUGAGAAAGCUUGGUGUCGACACGGCUUUGGCCACUACCGCAUACAGUGAUCCUUACACUUUCAUCAUCACCAACGUGUGGGGUACUGAUGCCAGAAUUGCAGUGGUUUUGAGUUAUGCCGAGAUCCAAAGAAAAUUGUGUAUUGUUGGCCUUUGUUUGUGUGUUCUUUUAAUAGUCUUCGCCUUCUUCUUGAGGGACCACCGCUUGGAAGCUGUCCAGUCAUUGGAUGAAGCCCACGACCCAUCACAAGGAGUUCACGUCCAAAAGGAAUUGCUUGACGACACAGUUGUUGUGAACAACUAUGAUAAAGACCCAAUAGCCAAUUUCUUCAAGGGCAUUUUUAAGAGAAACAGCGUGUAA
Molecule: messenger RNA, 1920 nt
Organism: Clavispora lusitaniae ATCC 42720
Lineage: Eukaryota; Fungi; Ascomycota; Pichiomycetes; Serinales; Metschnikowiaceae
Gene: SIT1
Product: siderophore transporter
Biological process (GO): intracellular iron ion homeostasis; transmembrane transport
Cellular component (GO): vacuolar membrane; plasma membrane; endosome
Molecular function (GO): siderophore-iron transmembrane transporter activity
Source: RefSeq, a predicted model, not a curated record